AUGAAGUGGAGAGUUGUGUGGUUGUGUUUCCUUGCUUUUUCUGUGUCAAAUGUUAUCGAUAUCCAAGCCGCGUCGGUUUACAAGAGUACUUGUAGCACAUGGGGCAGGGAACACUUCAAGACGUUGGAUGGUGAUGUGUACCAGUUUCCCAGUAAGUGUGAGUACAAGCUGGUGAAAACCUGCAAGGAUUCCCAGAAUUCCCAGACGUUCUCAAUGGACAUAAAAAGGAAGGAGAAUCAUGGAAACUCUACAAUAAAUUUUGUGGUUGUGAAAAUUAAUAGUUAUGUUUACAACAUCAGCAAGGAUUUGGUCACUCUGGAUGACCGGAGUGUUCAACUGCCAUACUACCAGGCCGGGGUACAAUUGGAAAAAACAGAUUUUUACAAAAAGCUUCACUCCCAAGUUGGCAUCACUGUCAUGUGGUACAAUGAUGGCGCAGUCACGGUGGAAAUUGAUGAUGAAUAUGUUAAUCGCACUUGUGGACUUUGUGGAAAUUUCGAUGGCAAUUCAGACCUCCGUGAUGAAGGUGUAUAUUCAGGUCAACAAAUCAGCCCCAUUAAGUUUGGCAAGAAAUGGAGAACCCCUCGUCCAAAUGAUAACUGUGAGGACCCGACUGAAGUGGCAGAUACGUCACUGGAAACUGAGAAUGUGACAGAGUCAUGCAAGGAGUUUGAAAACAUCUGCAAAGACUUCUUUGAAAAUAAAUCCUGGAGCUCCUGCACUAGUCUUAUUGAUCAUAACCCUUACAUUCAGGCUUGUGUGAAGGAUUUGUGUCACUGUAGCAAUUUAAAUGACUCCUGUGUCUGCAGCACAUACUCUGAGUUCUCUCGACAGUGCUCCCAUGCUGGGGGAAUACCUCCCAACUGGAGGACUCCUGAGUUGUGUGCUAAACACUGUCCGCCUACCAUGGUAUAUGAUGAGUAUGGGUCUCCUUGCAUCGAUACCUGCAGAUUCCCAGACACAAGUUUACUUUGUGAAGAUCACAAUAUAGAUGGCUGCUUCUGUCCUCCUGGAACUGUGUUUGAUGAUGUCUCCGUGAUGGGGAGGUGUAUUCCUCGUUCUGAAUGUCCAUGCAAACGUGACAAAAUCUAUAAGUCCAAUGAGAUUUACCAAGAGGGGGGAGAAAACUGUACAUGCAUUGCAGGUAAAUGGUCUUGUGAGAGUCUUCAAAUGCAUGCUACAUGUUCAGUUGAAGAGGGUUCAUACAUAACCACCUUUGAUGGGAAAGACUUCACCUUCCAUGGAGACUGUUUCUACACUCUGGCUAAAGUGGAAAGCAAGGAUUAUGUGAGUCCAAAUUUUACCAUUCUGGUCCAUUUGACACAAUGUGCAAAUCAGGAAUACGACACUUGUCUCAAGACCUUGAAAAUUCAGCUGAACAGUGACAAAAACAAUGCCAUAAUUUUCACCUCUGAAGGCAGAGUGAAGAUGAAGAAUGGACAGGAGGUCACUUUGCCUUAUGACUCAGGAGACAUCAGUAUAUUCCAUGCUUCAUCCUUUCACAUCAUGCUCCAGACAAGUUUUGGUUUACAAAUUCAGAUUCAGCAUGUGCCUCUGAUGCAAGUCUAUGUCAGUCUGGAGCAGAGAUACAAAGAAAGGACACGUGGUUUAUGUGGGAAUUACAACAUGAUACAAUAUGAUGACAUGAAGACUCGUCAGGGGAUGGUGGAGGGAGAAGAAGCAACUUUUAGUAAUUCUUGGAAAACUGACUAUACAUGCAAAGAUGGAAAAGGACAACUUGCUGACCCUUGUUCUCUUAGAACGGAAAAUGAAAAAUAUGCCAAACACUGGUGUGCCUUACUACAACAGUCAAAUAGUACCUUUGCACGGUGCCAUUCUGUGAUGGAUCCUGAGGUUUACUACAAGCGAUGUAUUUAUGCUAGCUGUAACUGUGAGAAGAGCGAGGACUGCCUGUGUGCUGUUUUCUCCUCCUUUGCAAGAGCUUGUGGAUCAAAGGGAGUGUUCUUGACAGACUGGAGAAAGGAUGUGUGCGACAAAUACACCAAGAACUGCCCAGCAUCUCAGAUCUUCUCUUACAACCAUCAGAGAUGUCAGCUGACUUGCAGAUCACUGAGCUCAAAGGAGCAGAGCUGCACCUCUGACUUCUUGCCUGUGGGCGGCUGUUCCUGCGCUGAAGAUCACUACCUAGAUGACAAUGACAUCUGUGUCCCCAAAGCAAAGUGUCCCUGUUACCAUAAUGAAGAAACCAUUGAACCAGGGAAGACCAUCAGCAUCAAAGACGACAACUGCAUGUGCACUGAUGGAGUUCUUCAUUGCAAUCCUUGGGCAGCUGACUCUUUAACAUGCCUUUCUCCAAAAACAUACUUCAACUGCUCCACUGCAGACGUAGGAGAUGUUGGACUACAGUGUGCUCCAACUUGUUUAAAUCCGGACAAUGAAUGCGAUGCCACUGAGUGUAAAUCUGGCUGUCUCUGUCCCAGAGGCCUGGUCGAUGAUGGUAAAGGUUCCUGUGUAAAACAAAAUGAAUGUCCAUGUCAGCAUGGCGAGAAACUUUAUUCCAGUGGAGAAAAAAUCUAUGAGAAAUGCAACACCUGCACCUGCAAAAGUGGAAGAUGGCAGUGCACAGACAAUAAAUGUCCAGGAACCUGUAUUAUUUAUGGAAGUGGUCACUACAUUACAUUCGAUGAGAAUUCAUAUGGCUUUCACGGACAGAUGUCUUACACUGUUGUCAAGAACACAUGUGACAAUAAAACACUGGAGAACAACUUCACUGUUAUCAUAGAAAGGAUGGUCAUUUCUCCAAAUGGUACUGAGAUUCAGUACACCAAAAGGAAGCUUGGUUUCUAUCUGGUCAUUGAAUUUGACAUUGGUCUAACAAUUAUAUCGGAUCAUAAAACAACAGUUAUAAUUCGACUGGAACCACAUCACUUUAGGAAGGUGUGUGGCUUGUGUGGAAAUUUUGAUGGUAAUGCAAAGAAUGACUUCACUACCCAGGGUCAGCUAGUAGUGAGCAAGCCACUAGAGUUUGCAAACAGCUGGAAACUGUCUGGCAAUUUUCCAGAUGAGACAACUAAUCUUGAAACUUGUACGUCAGCACCCAGAGAAAACUGGGCAAAAACAAUGUGUCAUAUUAUAAAAGAUACAUUUAAAGAAUGCCACUAUAAGGUAGACCACCUUCCAUUUUAUGAAAACUGUGUGAAAGACUCGUGUACCUGUGACAAAGGAGGAGACUGUGAAUGUUUCUGCACAGCAGUUGCGGCUUAUGCUCAGGCUUGUGCUGAGGCUGGUGUUUGUGUUGAAUGGAGAACUCCAGAGAUCUGUCCUGUAUUUUGUGAUUUCUACAAUAAACAUGGUGAAUGCACAUGGCACUAUAAAAUGUGCCGCGAAAACUGCCCAAAGACCUGUGACAAUCCCGAAGGACAUUGUAGUAAAUAUAUGCACUCCUUUGAAGGCUGCUAUCCUGAAUGCCCAAAAGAUAAACCCAUAUUUGAUGAAGAAAAACAAAUAUGUUACAACUGGAACACCGACUACUACAACACCAACUCAUUCUACAACUACAACGGGAACAACGACUACAACAACACCUCAUUCUACAACUGGAACACCAACUACAACACCAACUCAUUCUACAACUUCAACUGGAACACCAACUACAACACAGACUCAUUCUAUUACUACAACUGGAACACCGACUACAACAACACCUCAUUUUACAACUACAACUGCAACACCAACUACAACAACACCUCAUUCUACAACUACAACUGGAACAACUACUACAACAACACCUCAUUCUACAACUGGAACACCAACUACAACACCAACUCAUUCUACAACUUCAACUGGAACACCAACUACAACACAGACUCAUUCUACUACUACAACUGGAACACCGACUACAACAACACCUCAUUCUACAACUACAACUGGAACACCAACUACACCAACACCUCAUUCUACAACUACCACUGGAACACCGACUACAACAACAGGUUUUACUAA
This is a messenger RNA of Pelmatolapia mariae (spotted tilapia), 3963 nucleotides long. Its product is annotated as mucin-2-like. Lineage: Eukaryota; Metazoa; Chordata; Actinopteri; Cichliformes; Cichlidae. The transcript is spliced from 27 exons. Gene Ontology annotation, cellular component: extracellular matrix. The coding region runs from base 1 to 3963 and encodes 1320 amino acids. Gene Ontology annotation, molecular function: protein binding. The record is from RefSeq and is a predicted model, not a curated record.